Molecule: messenger RNA, 480 nt
Organism: Arthroderma uncinatum
Lineage: Eukaryota; Fungi; Ascomycota; Eurotiomycetes; Onygenales; Arthrodermataceae
Exons: 2
Coding region: 1-480 (159 amino acids)
Source: RefSeq, a predicted model, not a curated record
AUGCCGACACAGGAGGACAAUGAUUUGUACAUCAGUGAUAUCCUUGAUAAUUUCAUCGAUGAAGCCUAUGAAGGAAUCCUGAGGGGUGAUGAUGGGAUCAAUACCCCUGUAUGUCCAUGUAUUCUCCAGACAACAGACUUGAGAUCAAUUUCCCAUGGCUCUCGAAAGCCUAUGCCUGAAUUUGUAUCUCCAUUUCUGAACAAGACGGAUGAGGAAAUACGUGACUGGAUGCUAAAGCACCCUUAUCCAGGUUUUGCCGAAGGCACAUUCACUGUUCUAGAUCAGCAAACGAUCGAUAGCGGGUUAUCUCGUAUUGGCUAUUGCGGUGAAAAAAGUCCGGACCCUCGAAUGUUGAUCUCAGACCCUUAUGCAGAUUUAAUUGUAAGGGCAAGUGUCGAAAUGUGUGAAAGCGACUGGGAAGAGGAAGUAGCCGAGGCGGACGGGGUGCGGACACGCAAGGAGAUUGAGCAGGGCUUCUAG